AUGUUAUCAUAAGAAAUUGAUAUUGAAAUCCUCUCUAAAAAUUUGACAGGGAUUUCUAAUGAUAAUUAAUAACUAAUUAAAGAUGUUUAAAAUAUUCUAAGAAGCGAAAUUGUGGAUGAAGAAGGGUUGAUAAAGUUAUGCCAAUAAGGAUUCACAAAUUAAACAAGUAGAUUAAGAGGAAUAGUUUGGAGAUUGCUUUUAGGGUAAAUAAUUAUAAUUUUGAAAAGGUAUUUCCCUUUAAAUAGAAAAUAUUGGAGUUAGGUGAUCAUAAAAAAUAGAGAUAAUUACAAUAAUAUAAAAAUAGAGAAUAUAAAGAAGGCCCCUGCUCAAAAAAAAAAUGAUCAUCCUCUAUCAAGAAAUACAGAUUCUGAAUGGAAUAAUCAUUUUUAGGAUUAAUAAUUAUGGUCCAAGAUUUAGAAAGAUGUUAUUCGUACAAGAGUGAAAGAAUUAAGAAAAGAGGAAGAUCGAGAGAUGCUUACUAGGAUUUUAUUUUUGUGCUGUAAAUUAAAUAAAAUGGAUUAUGUCUAAGGAAUGAAUGAAUUUGCUGCAUUAAUGUAAUGCUAAAUAGAUUUAGUCUUUAUAUGUGUAUGAGAGAUCCAAAUGAGAAAUUACAGAAUGAGAGUGAUGCAUUCUACUGUUUUAUGAUAUUGAUGACAAGUUUGAAGGACAACUUUUAGCUUUAAAAGGAAAAAGUUAGAGCAUUUUAGGAUCUUUUAAAGAAAGUAGAUUGGAAACUGCAUGAUCAUCUAGUAAAUUAAAAGAUGGAUUUCUCAAUCUUAUAUGUAAAGUGGUUUAUGAUUUUGUUUGCUUAAGAUUUUCACAUAGAUGAUUCAUUACGGAUUUGGGAUUGCUUACUUUGUUAGAAAAACAAUAGAGAGGAAUUUACAUAUUAUUUGUCGAUUUCUUUUUUAAUAUAGUUAAGGGAAUUUUUAAUAGCUGGAGAUUUUGGAUAAAUUUUAUUGAUUUUACAAAAUCUAGAGAAAUAAGAUAUCAAUUUAAGUGAAGUAAUCUAAAGAGCUCAUCUUUUGUAGAAGGAAUAAAAAAAAUGUUGACCGU
Paramecium sonneborni is the source of this 1056-nucleotide messenger RNA. The record is from the annotation of a GenBank genome assembly. Lineage: Eukaryota; Ciliophora; Oligohymenophorea; Peniculida; Parameciidae.